This is a messenger RNA of Dendronephthya gigantea, 1171 nucleotides long. Its product is annotated as coiled-coil domain-containing protein 160 homolog. Bases 1 to 864 code for a protein of 287 amino acids. Lineage: Eukaryota; Metazoa; Cnidaria; Anthozoa; Malacalcyonacea; Nephtheidae. The transcript has 2 exons. The record is from RefSeq and is a predicted model, not a curated record.
AUGGCGGCUUGGAUUGAAGAGUUAUUUCCUCCGAAAUUUAAAGUAAACGACUUCUUUCGCGAUGAUGGAACAAGGCCAACCCGUGCUCGGUUAAACGAGAGUUUUCAGGAGGUAUACGAAAAGGUUUUUGAAGAAAUACUCUCGACUAGUAAGGAGAAGGACAAAUCAGAACACAGACACGAUUCACAAGAAGAUGCUUCUGGAGGACAGGAGGGUAAUUUUACAGAAGCAAAUCGAGAUCAUAACGAAGAAGAAAACGGUUCUGAGGACAUCCAGGAUAAGUGCAUAUGGAACGCCGACGAACUAAAGAUUCUUCGUAAGUUUUUAAAACGUUCGAAAUUGCACAAUAUUCGCUUGAGCGUCCUCGCACAAGCGUUGCAAAAAGACUGCGAGCGCUUGAGAAAAACAUGCGAAGAACAAGCAAGCGAAAUUAUGAAAUUGAACAGGAAGUAUAGCGAUGUUAGAAAGCAGAACAAAGCGAUGAAAAUAGCUUGCAAGGCUUUCAAAGAAGAUGCGAAGAGCUCGCAAGAAAACUUUGAGAUUUGUCAGGAUCGAAUGGAGAAGGCCAUCGAGGACAGAAAGUCAGCAGAACUUGAACUGGCGAGAAUCAAACACGAAUUGGAGAAAGUUGGGAAACAAAACAAGGUUUUGCAGUUGGAAUUAGAAAAGCAAAAAGCCUUGGAGAGGAGACUUUUAGAGAAUCAAAAUGUUGCUCUACGAUCACUCCAUGAAAAGGAAAUCACCGAUCUUCUUGAAAGGUUGGAAACAAGCGAGGCUUGCCUUGAGAAGGAAAGGAACGAGCAUGCAAUAACUAAAAAGGCUUUAGUACAUUUGAGGUUGCACUUCGCAGCCGAAGAGACCUAGUGGUAGUAAAUUUGAAUUUCUAAUGAGAAAAUAUACUUUUCUUAAAUGUAGUUUAAUGGCUUCUCACUGGCCCGGAGCUUUCGCGGGGACUGUUUACUCGCGAAAAAUUUACACGACUUCAAAAUCGUUUAGCAUAACCACCAGCAGCCCAACAGCAAAUGGUUUAUUUGAACAAAGCGACCGCUAAUUGAUGAAAUUACAUUGACACAUAUGUGAUUUAUUUACUUUUCAAUAUACUCAAAUUAAUCCGAUGGCACAAAACGGGCGAGCUGCGUCCUCUGACAAUGUUCAGCCAAUCCAGGUGAUC